Emericellopsis atlantica is the source of this 1470-nucleotide messenger RNA. RefSeq lists its product as uncharacterized. The transcript has a single exon. The record is from RefSeq and is a predicted model, not a curated record. Lineage: Eukaryota; Fungi; Ascomycota; Sordariomycetes; Hypocreales; Bionectriaceae. Gene Ontology annotation, molecular function: zinc ion binding; DNA-binding transcription factor activity, RNA polymerase II-specific. Gene Ontology annotation, biological process: regulation of DNA-templated transcription. The coding region runs from base 1 to 1470 and encodes 489 amino acids.
AUGCCGUCUGUCGCCUGUGAUCGCUGCUCGAAACGCAAGGAAAAGUGUCUCGUUGACAAGGACAAGAAGUCGUGUCAGAGAUGUGAGCAGCAAAAGGUCGCCUGCCUCUUUGAGAGGCGUCCCAAACGCAUUGGACGCCGACCGACCGCCAAACCAUUGCCCUAUGGACUCGUCGACAUUUUGAACCUGGAUGAUGCAUAUGCGCAAGAGGAACCACAACAACCACAACAAGUUGCUCCUGUCUCGCCGCCGGCGACCAGUGUCACGACACCUUCGCCAUUCCUCGACCCCCUAUCGCCAGCAUGGCCCGUGGGCAGACAGCACACUCUGCCACCAGACACAACCCCACGAGCUCUGGUGCACGCUGUCCUUCAUGACAAGGACAUGUUCUACACCUUUCACGCCGAUUUCAUGAUCGGCUCCUCCUUCGCGCCCGCCUUCCAGCGAGCCAUCCAGUCCAUCGCCCACUCCGCCGAUGCCAUUGUGCUCAGCGCCUACCAGACCGUCUUCACGCUCUGGGACCUGGAGCAUCAGCGCAUCCGGCCCCUGGGCGAGGUAGACAUCUCGGCUGGGCGAGACUGCCUGCGUGUCCUGCAGAACGCGAACACGGUCAAGCCCGAGGAUGCGGCCGCCAUCCUCAUGGUGGGCCAGAUACUGCUCGUGUACCACAUUGCCACCAUAUGCACCUCGGCGCAGCCUAUCCUGCGCAGUGCGCUGCUGGCCGUCAAGUCAUACUACGGUGACCUGCUGGAGCAAGAAAGCCUCGAUCCCAUCACCGUCACGCCCGUCUGGAUUGACACGGUCGAGUCCUUGGUCCGGCGGGAGAUCCCCAUUGUAAACGUGGCCACGUGUGACCGCUUCAUUGUCGACCGGCAGCUGGGGCUCUGUUGGACGUUACUGCCCCUUCUGCACAAGCUGUGCGAGUGCAGUGCGCGCUCCAAGGCUUUUGGGGCCCUGUUCACGGCGGCUGCCUAUGGUCCCCUCGAGGACGAUGUCGACGAUGCAUUCUCCGAGGUCGAGGCGCAAAUACGAGCCUGGGAGCCAAAACCGCCCGUCUGGUUCUACACCUCGUUCACGCCAAUGGAGACGGCCGCCAUGCUCCUCCAGGCAAGGGUCUAUCGCCGUGCAGCCCUGCUCAUCAUCCAUCGCCUGCGUUAUCCGCUCGGGGUCCGGGAUGAGCCGGUCGCGGGCGAUGCGCACAUGAUCGUCGCCGAGAUCUCUGGCUUCAUGGCUUGGGCACCGCCCGAGAUGAAAGGCUUACCCGUCGCGUUUCCACUCCUCGUCGCCAUGUUGGAGGUGAAGGGGCUGGGUAUGAACAUUGUGCCCCAGCUGGCGUCCUUUUCGAGACAUCCUCGUCAUGGGGUCGACUUUGUUCGGUUUGUUGACCUUGUCUGGGCUGCGCGCGAGGGGGGCUUCCGAGGAUUAUGGUUUGAUCUAGCGACGAACUUUGAGAUGCCUGUACUUCCAUAG